Molecule: messenger RNA, 1142 nt
Organism: Owenia fusiformis
Lineage: Eukaryota; Metazoa; Annelida; Polychaeta; Sabellida; Oweniidae
Source: the annotation of a GenBank genome assembly
GCAGAUAGUAUUACUUCCGGUUUUGAAAAUUUGUGAAAAAUAUUACGUUUUUCUAUUUUUUGUAAUGUUUAGCUACCAUGGGUUGUUCUAGACGCAUACUUAUUUUGAAUAAGAAGUUUAAGUUUUACACAACUCUUUGAAUUAGGUCACUGCAAAAUAGCAAACUUGGUUUUAAAAAAUGGCAGCGUUUGGUUCAAACCGUAGGAAAAGCUCACAGAGAGAUGAUUAUCAGAAGUAUCCGCUUAGAAACUUGGAGCCAGCAAUCCAGAAAUUUAUUAAAAUAUUACGCAUAGAUCUUGGAAGACUACAUCAUCAUCAACAGAAUAUUGUCAAGUUCCAAAAAUUAUCCGAGUUUGAUAACUUAAACAAGGAGCACAUAAAUGCAACAAGGACAGUACAGCAAUUGAAAUCAAACAUGUUAGCCCUGGAGCGAACUAGGCACCAAGUAGAGGAAUCUGAACAAGAAAAAUUUGAUGCAAAAGUGAAGGAUAUCCAAAGAGAAGCAGCUGAAAAUGUUGCCGACUUUUUAAACACACAUGGAAAACUUGAACAACCAUUUGGACAAAGUACAGCUACAGAUAUUCAAAGUGACAGCUCUUCAGACAAUUUGAUUCACAGACAUUCAGUAAAUGUUACCAAUACAGAUGGUGAUCAUGUGGAUCAUCCAUUAGAUAGUGGCAUGCAAUAUUUUGAUGGUUUGGAACAGAAAAGUGAAGCAAUACAGACCCAGGAUUUGAUGGAGGAAGUACGCCAGACCAAAGAAGCUGAGGCCUCUUUGGAACAUCUCAGAGAGGCUCAGCAAGAGACUAUAGACAGUAUAGAGGACAAUGUGGAGAAUGCGCAUGAAGAUGUACACAAGGGAACCAUACAAUUAUCCAAUGCUGCUAAACUAAAGGCAGUAAUGAUACCAAUAGCUGGUGCUGUAGUAGGAACCGUGGUGGCUGGUCCAGUGGGGUUGAUUGCAGGUGCUAAGAUAGGUGGUCUUAUCGGUGCAGUAGGAGGAGGUGUCAUAGGUUUUACAAGUGGAAAAUAUAUUAAAAAGAAAAAAGAUGAAGGGAUAAACAUUGAAAUGAAAAAAAUGGAGGAUAAACUUGAAACUUCAUCUACUUCUCAAAGCUAAUCUCAUAUGAACCAUCCAUAAU